CUAACCAGCUGUGUAGCUAGACAGCUAGCCUCGCCGGUUUACUGGCAGUUAAUCUCCUUGCGUUAUCACCAGCUAACUUUCACUGUAUAUUACUGAACUGUUUCAUAACUGCAUGACAGUGACCGUGCUGUCUAUGCGUUGCUGUUUUGCAAAAUAUUCGUGCAGCUGAGGCGCUAAAAAUGAGAGAAGGUGUGUGUGUUGUGUGACUCAGCUCCUGUGUAGCCAUGGAGAAGCCCUGGAGGCUGUGGGGGGCGAUGGAACGUUGUACCCUGACUCUGGCCUCCUGGUCCUGGGGUGCUUGUCGAGUCUCCCUUUUGGCCCUCAUCCUCACCUUCCACCUGUAUGGAGGAUUCUUUCUCCUUGCUCUUAUCCUAGCCUCUGUGGCAGGCAUCCUUUACAAAUUCCAGGAUGUGCUCCUCUACUUCCCUGACCAGCCCUCCUCCUCUCGCCUUUAUGUUCCCAUGCCAACAGGAAUCCCGCACGAGAAUGUGUACAUUCGCACCAAAGACGGUGUGAAGCUUAACCUCAUCCUUCUUCGCUACACAGGAGGGGACACACCUCCUGGAGUCACCCCUGGCAACCAGAGCAGCCCCACUUCCUCUGCUCCGCCUACCAUCCUUUAUUUCCAUGGUAAUGCAGGUAAUAUUGGUCACAGGGUACCAAACGCCCUGCUGAUGCUCGUCAAUCUGAAAGCCAACGUGGUGCUUGUGGACUACCGUGGCUAUGGAAAGAGUGAGGGUGAGCCCAGUGAGGAUGGGCUGUAUCUGGAUGCUGAGGCCACACUGGACUAUGUCAUGACCCGUCCUGAUCUGGACAAAACAAAAGUUGUACUAUUUGGACGCUCACUGGGGGGUGCUGUGGCUGUGCGCUUGGCAUCGGUCAACCCUCACCGUGUAGCAGCCAUCAUUGUUGAAAACACCUUCCUCAGCAUACCCCACAUGGCAGCCACUCUCUUCUCCUUCAUGCCCAUGCGCCUGCUGCCCUUGUGGUGCUACAGGAAUCAGUUCCUGUCCUAUCGACAGGUGGCGUUGUGCCGCAUGCCCUCGCUGUUUGUGUCCGGUCUGUCGGACCAGCUCAUCCCACCAGUCAUGAUGAAACAACUGUAUGAGCUGUCUCCUGCGCGGACUAAACGCCUGGCUAUCUUUCCAGAGGGCACGCACAACGACACAUGGCAGUGUCAGGGCUACUUCGCUGCUUUGGAGCAGUUCAUGAAAGACCUGCUGAAGAGCCACGCCCAUGAGGAGAGUGCUCAGCCCUCAGCGAGUGUCACCAUUAUCUGAAAUCAGGGAGCGUUGACUACAGAAUAUGGGCUGGAGGGAGUGAAUUCUGUCACAGGAAUUGGAUGGACUUUUGGAUUUUUGGAAAGAAUGUACAUUUUUUAUGCUUUUGUCUGGGUUUCUGUUUUAUUUUACUCU
Messenger RNA from Plectropomus leopardus (leopard coralgrouper), 1415 nucleotides. It is a transcript of the gene abhd13, whose product is annotated as abhydrolase domain containing 13. NCBI's taxonomy places the organism in Eukaryota, Metazoa, Chordata, Actinopteri, Perciformes, Serranidae. Gene Ontology annotation, cellular component: membrane. The record is from RefSeq and is a predicted model, not a curated record. Gene Ontology annotation, molecular function: palmitoyl-(protein) hydrolase activity.